UCAUAAACUACGAGAAUUUAGAUAAAAAUAUUGAAUUGGAGUAUAAUUAGUGAGACCUUAAGUCCUAAGACUCCUUUAUUGAAUUCCCAAAUCAAAGCCGCACUUAUUCUUACAUAAAUCUAAUAAUUGCUUGAAUGCCCAAGCUCUUUAUUGCCUUAAUAAUUAACUGCAGGGCGACACGUAAUGGGGCGUAACACUUCCACAUUCAUUAUUUCAGCUGUGUGUGUGUGUGUAGUGCUGCAUAAUUAAUCAAAUUUUUUGCCACGCCCCCUUAAUAGGUUUAUAAAUGCCCAGCGCAAGCAGUUGGCUGGUAAUUAGUCAAGAUGUACUCGGAGCUGGAAGUGAAAGCGCUGGAGCAGCGCAACUAUCAUCGGAUUAGGGAGAUGAUACGCGUCACCUACACGAUGGGCUACAACAUCAUGAAGCCAGGACCUUGGGACAACCUCCUUAAGUUCUGGAGCUUGCUGCUAAUACUGUUCACGCUCCUCUCUUACUACGGCCACUGGCAGCUGUUCGUGCACUACAUGCAGGACAUUCCGCGCAUAUCCGAGUCCAUUAGCACAAUUUUCCAGUCCCUGAUGUCCAUUAUGAAGAUGAUUUACUAUCUGAUGGCGCCUCGCAGAUUCUACGCGCUGCUUCGCCUCGUCUGUCGUCACGAGCUGCUGCAAAAGUGCGAGCUGUUUGCAGCUGUCUCUGAUCUGCCUGUGGCACAGCCGCUGAAGCAGCGUGUGGCCAACACCAUGGAUCAGUGCUGGAUCAGCACGCGCCGGCAAUUGAUGUUCUAUCUGUUUUGCUGCAUUGGCAUCCUGCUGAAUUACUUUGUCAAUUCGCUGGUCGUCAACAUCUAUCACGCCCUCACCGAGCCCGACAACAACUACGAAGUGGCGCUGCCUCUGCCUUCGCUUUACCCCAACUGGAUGGACAGGGGCAUGACCUUUCCCUACUACCAUCUGCCUCUGUUCCUCGAGAGCUGCAACCUCUACAUCUGCGGCAUGGGUGCCGUUAGCUUCGACGUGCUCUUCAUCGUCUUCUGCACGCAUGGCGUGGGCCUGAUGCACUCCCUCACCCAUAUGAUUGAGUACGCCACCUCGCCGCUAAUUCCCCGAGAGCGACGAGUCCAGUAUCUGCGCCAUUGCAUCUAUCAAUAUCAGCGAGUCGAGGCCUUUGCUCUGGAGCUGAACAACACCUUUAGGCAAAUCAUUAUCAUCCAGUUCAUACUCAGCCUCUUCUGCUGGGGUCUGGUGCUUUUCCAAAUCAGCAUUGGCAUUGCCACCAGCCUGACAAUAGCGCUGCGCAUGCUGAUGUAUCUGGCGGCCGGUGGCUAUCAAAUCGUCAUCUACUGCUACAAUGGGCAGCGCUUCACAACGGCUAGCGAGCGCAUUCCAAUGGCAUUCUACGAGUGUACGUGGUACGAGGAAUCCAGGGAAUUUCGGCAGCUCAUCAGAAUGAUGAUAAUGCGCACGAAUCUGAGCUUCAGCCUGGACGUAUCCUGGUUCACCAAAAUGUCGCUGCCCACCCUGAUGUCGAUGAUACGCGCCAGCGGGCAAUACACGGUGCUAUUGCAGAACCUAAUGCAGAAGAAGUAAAGAGACGGCUCCGAAACUCUUUUCGCCCAUGCUAAGCACGCGCUGCUGUUUACCCAUAUAGCAACACUCUAUCGACAGUCAAUCAAUAUAUGUUGUAGCUCGGGGCGUGCCAUUUGUUUUCAUGGGCGGUACGGAUAGGCACUGCUCGGCUGAUAAUUCAUUUAGCACAUUAAAGUAAUGAAAUUGCUGGCUGAUAACGACACGGGCAAACGCUGCCACAGACUGGCUCCACUGAUAACACGCCCCACCCUCCACCGUCCACCCCCUCUUACCCAUCGCCCUUCGCCCUUCACCCGCCAUCCAUCGACCACUGUCACAGUCCGACACUUUGCCAAUCAAUUUUAUUUGUUUAUUCAGCCGGGACAGCAGCCGCCGAGGCGGCACAUGAAGACGUUCUGGACUACUCGGAUGAGACUAACACUUUAUGCUUUAA
Molecule: messenger RNA, 2019 nt
Organism: Drosophila mojavensis
Lineage: Eukaryota; Metazoa; Arthropoda; Insecta; Diptera; Drosophilidae
Gene: Or63a
Product: odorant receptor 63a
Exons: 10
Coding region: 324-1586 (420 amino acids)
Biological process (GO): sensory perception of smell; detection of chemical stimulus involved in sensory perception of smell
Cellular component (GO): plasma membrane
Molecular function (GO): odorant binding; olfactory receptor activity
Source: RefSeq, a predicted model, not a curated record